This is a messenger RNA of Podarcis lilfordi (Lilford's wall lizard), 6837 nucleotides long. The record is from the annotation of a GenBank genome assembly. NCBI's taxonomy places the organism in Eukaryota, Metazoa, Chordata, Lepidosauria, Squamata, Lacertidae.
UGGAAGUAAGCCACUUAAGCGCUUGCAUUCUGAGACUUACAAUGGCAGACUCAGUGAAGAAAUCCCCAAUUUCCACUGGAAAUUUUGAAAAUAUAACUUUAUUUGCAGCAUGGUGACAAAAUUCUAUCAGCAUACCCUGGCCUUGGCAUUUGCUGUAAAAGAAAUCAACAAGAAUCAAAAGAUCUUGCCUAAUCUCACCCUUGGAUUCCACAUCUAUGAUAGUUAUUAUGAUGCAAGGAUGACCUACCGGACUACUCUGGACCUACUUUUCAAAUCACGUAGAUUUGUCCCCAACUAUAUAUGUGACACUCAAAAAAACCUCAUAGCCAUCAUUGGGGGCCUUAGCUCUGUUACCUCCUUCUUUAUUGCCGAUACUAUAGGCCUCUACAAAAUUCCACAGGUAGGAACUAUGAAUGGGGGAGGUAUGUGGAUUUUCAUAAUUUACAUUCUUCCUUUGCCAAUAAGGCUGUCACUGAGGCUUCCUAGGAAGAAAACUAUGAAACAUCAAUAUUGCAGCCAGAUUACUGGAUGGGGUUCCAUUUAGAAUAUUCAUUUUAAUAGUAGUAGUAGUAGUAGUAGUAGCAGUAGUAAUGAAGCUAUACUUACAAGCUAUGCUAGAUUCCCAGAAAUCAUAGGCAGAAUGAAGGAAAAUUAUCAGAAAAUAAUAAUAAUAAUAAUAAAAGAACAACAAUAAUAAUUCACAAUAACUAUAGAACAUUAAGCUUGAAAAGUCCUCGGAUUGAACUGUCCUAAACCCUUAUCUUUGUUGAAUGAAAAGGCACAUACUCAAAAUUAAGUUUUAUCCUGACAUAAAUCUAUCAUUUCUGUCCAUUUCUUUUUAGCUCACAUAUGGAUCUUUUCCUCCUGAGGAGAGUGAUGCAGAUCAGUUCCUUUCUUUUUACAACAUGGUACCCAAUGACAGCCAACAGUAUAUGGGGAUCAUCAACUUACUAAACCAUUUUGGAUGGACAUGGGUUGGACUUUUUGUUGCAGAGGGUCAUGGUGGAGAAAAAUUCUUGCAGACCCUGGAACCAUUGCUUUCCGAGCAUGGAAUCUGUUCAGCCUUCAUCCAAAAAGUACCACGAAUAGGUCAUAUAGAUAACCUGAGUGAUACAUUUGGUUUGUUCUCGGAUUUUAAUUUGUCUUUAACAGAUGAUAAAGUCAGUGCAUGUAUACUCUUUGGAGAAUCGUUGACCAUUAUAUGGAUGAGAGGUAUUAUAUUUCUACGAGAUUUUGAAAAUAAGGAAGGUUCAUCAUUUAGGAAGGUAUGGAUCAUAACAACCCAGAUUGAUUUCAUAUUAAAGGAUCUUGAGCUCUUUCAAGGUGCAAUUUCUUUCACAAUUCACUCAAAAGAGGUUCUAAAAUUCAAUGAAUUUCUUCGGAAUUUAAAACCUGAUAAAACAGAAGGAGAUGGUUUUCUGCAAGAGUUCUGGGAGGAAGCAUUUGACUGUACAUUCCCAAACUCCAGUGUGCCAGUGGAAGGCAAUGAACCAUGUACUGGGGAAGAGAGGCUGGAGAGCCUUCCUGCCCCUCAGUUUGAGAUAGGCAUGACUGGCCACAGCUACAGUAUCUACAAUGCUGUCUAUGUUGUGGCUCAUGCUUUGCAUGCCAUGUACUCAAGCAGAUUGAAGCAGAAAGCAAUGGUCCGGGAUAAGAAAUUUGAACUUCAAGACCAGCAGUCUUUGGAGGUAAUGUGUUGAAAUCAAAAUCUUCUUUAUCCAAUGUAUUGAAUAGUCUAAGGUGGGGCUGCAUCCAAUUUAUCCUCCACAAGUAUCUGAUGAAAUGGGAUUAUUCAUCUUAUUCAUUGACAAACUUAGAAUCAUAGAAUAGUACAGUUGGAAGGGAUCCCAAGGUUCAGUCCACUCCCUGCAAUGCAGAGAUGUAUGUUGUGUAUGUUCACAUCAUCUCAUGUACAUUUUGCUUGAAAUUGCCAUCUGUUUAGGGAACAAGAGCUAAUUUCCCACACAUAGGGAGCAAUCCAAACCCAAUAUCUGCUGGGAUAAGGGCAGAUACAAUGCUGUAUUCUCUCCAUCCCAUGUUAUCUUUGCCUUAGCUGGCUGAGCCAAGGGUAUGAUAGGUUAUAAAAGAGGGGUCUUGCUGAGGUGGUGCAAGACAGGGUCAGAAUUAUCCCCACUGAAAAACCCUUUCAGUUCAUUCACAUGACCCACAAACCCGGCAGAACCUACACUGGGGGGAAAUGGUGGUAUAAGUCAAAUUUUGUUGUAAAGCAGUUUUGCGGUAUUUAUAUUCGUUAAACUUAAAUAGGUAUGAAUUAUGUUGGUUUCCUAUUGUUUAGAUUACUUUAUAAUACCUAAACCAUAUUUGAAAACGAGGGACUUUCUAAAUCACUGCCUUAUGUUUUGAUCAUAUAUCAAUUUUAACCCAUUUAUGGCUUGUUGUUAUGAUUCAAUUAGCUCCACUCUUAUCUUCCUGAGAUUACGUUCAACAACUCUGUCGGAGAAACCAUGAGCUUCAAUGGGAAUAAGCAAAUGGGGGGUGCAUUUGACAUCACGAACAUAGUUACAUUCCCCAACAAGUCCUUCCUUCGAGUGAAAGUUGGACAGGUGGAUGACGAUGCUCUUGAAUCAAGAAAAAUUAUCAUUCAGGAGGACAUGAUAACAUGGCACAAGGGUUUUAACCAGGUAUGGAUCCAGGGGUAUUACUGUGGGCCCUGCUCUCUCUCUCUAUUCCAUUGAACAGAAUCCAAAGCUCAUUUGUAUAUCAAAACGCUUGAUAUGCAAAGCCCUCAGGUUCAAUCCUCUGCAUUUCCAAGUAGGAAUUGAAAAUAUCCCUGGCCUGUAAUAAUAAAGAGCCAUAUAAAUCAAUGAUUAGGCCUCUAAGAUUAUAUUUAAAGUUCCUGGGAUGUGUUGAUUUCAAGUUCACAAGCAAAAAUAAAACAAGGAAAUUAAAUAAUUUGCAAUUUAAAAAAUAAUUCUUUCUUGGUUGUGGGUAGGUGGUGCCUAUUUCUGUGUGUAACGACUACUGCUCCCCUGGUCAUCAGAAGAAAAGGAAGGAAGGGGAAAAAUUUUGCUGCUAUGAUUGUGCUCCAUGUCCAGAAGGGAAAAUUUCAGACCAGAAUGGUGUGUGACAAAGAAUUCAUUUUUAUUUUCAUAAGAGAACUUCUUUGUGCCCUAAGAUAUACUUAUUAAUCUUUGAUUACAUGCUGUUUGGAAUGUUUCUUUGUGGACUUGCAUUAUCUUCCUAAGGACAUUUUGAAAAAUGAAUGAGUUUCAAGCAAUACAUUCUGCAUUGUUUUGAGUGUAAGCUUUAAAAUAGUUAAAAUGAUCUAGUUGCAGACCUAUUUUAUAAUAUCUUAGCUGCCUAUGCUGACCCACUGAGAUUUACUUUUAAGCAAACACACAUAGUUCAAACUGUGCGUGGUUCGAAAUGUAAGUUCCACCAAUUUCACAUUUAUAAAAAUGAAUGAGUCUCAUGCUGGGAUUAUACAUUAUACAUCGAUUUGUUUGUAAGUCUUAAAAUAGUCAAACCAAUCUAGUUGCACACCUAUUUUAAAAUAUCUUAAACAGAAGAAUAUGAAUAUGGCCAAAACAAAACUAUUACAAAGUCAGCAGACAUAUGUCAACAACGCUCAUGAUGCUUAUGAUGAUGACCAUGAAAAUGUUAACGAAAUUCUGGGGGUUUUUUUUGGGGGGGAGGGACAAAGUGUGAAUAUCAUUAGUAGAUGCAGUUACAGUUCAACCGAUGGCAUGUUAGGGAGGAAAGAUAGUUCCCCUCUGAUACAGCACAUGGAAAAUUUGAGUCAAGAAUGUGUACCUCCUUUUACUGCGAUGUAGGUGGCCGGAUUUUUUGGUUCGUUUUUUAAAUGGUGUGGAUUGAUUGAGUCUGGGAAAUUCAAAGUUUUAGAAUAAUUACGCCUACUCAGCUAUAUCCUUCUGUAAAGCUUAUCAUUUUAUAACUGGAGAUGCAGAAAGUUCCAGAUAGGAAUUAGUGAAGUGAUGCUGUACCAGGAAUGUAUGUCUGGUCAACCAUUGGUUCCCAGGUAAAUAAAUUUCACUGUGCUGCACUGGGAUUUAUUCAUUUGUUUAUUAUUAAAUUUGUCAGUCUCUUUAUAUAUAUCUUUAUGGAGUUUAUUUUACAACCCAUACAAACACACUUAUCAAACUAAACAUAAAAAUAAUAAUGCCCAGUCAAAAAACAAACAAACAGCGACAGAACAAAAGACAAAAAGAUACAAAUAAAACAUAAUAACCAAUGGAAACUUAUAGAAAACAACUCGUCCACGAUAUAUAUAUAUAUUUCAACUCUUUUUUUCUUCCAAUUGACUUCCUUCAUCCUCAACAUGGUUCUCUUCUCAAUUUUUGGUAAACUGUCCCCUUUUUAGUUUUUAUAUUAUUCCUUAUUCUUUCUAUAUUAUUUCUUUCUAUAUUAUACCUUAUUCUAUGGUUUUUAAGUACCAUAAAUUAUUUUGCAGAAAUUAUUAGAAACAAGUCCAAGUAUUAAUUUGAGGGCACUGCUUUUUAAGAUAAUCUUUUCAUUUUUGCCAUUCCUUUUGAUAUUUUUGUUUGGGCUGGCCCCCAAUUGCCUCUGUCAACCUAGCCAAUUCCAUAUAAUCAAAUAAUUUGUCUUGUCAUUCUUUUUUUGUCGGUAUUGUUUCUUUUUUCCAAUUUUUAUCAAUUAGUGUUCUCACAGCCCCUGUAACGUAAAGGGGUAUUUUCUUAUUUUCUCUGGCAAUAUCUGUGUCUAAUAUCCCCAAUAAAAAAGAUUCUAUUUUCUUUAGCUCUUCGUAUACCGUAUCACAGAAGCCUUUUAUUUUAUUACAUGUCCACCACAUACGUAUGAGUGUCCCUUCUACUUUGUUACACCUCCAACACAGAUUUGAUUUUGUUUUAUACAUUUUACAUAUUUUGGUUGGUGUUAAAUACCAUCCAUAAAACAUCUCUAUUAAAUUUUCCUUUAUCACUUCACAAGCCAUAAAUUUCCAACUCUCUCUCCAUAGCUUUUCCCGUGAUGCUAAUUUGAUAGUUUUACCUAUAUCUAUAGCCCAUCUAAUCAUCACCUAUUUAACUUGUUCAUCUUUCACCUCCCACUCCAGUUUUGUUUCAUAAAUUUUAGAAAUUACUUUUGUCUUAUUUUGUAGUAGCUCUUUAUCUAGUAAUGGGAUUUCCUUUGCAAAGCCUCUUUUCUUGUCAGCCUUGAACACCUCAUUUAGUUGAUGAUACUAAAUCUACCCUGUUAGAUGAUGUCUUAUUUCCUCGCAAUCGUUUAAUAUCAGCUUGUUAUCUUUUUCUUUUAGUAGAUCCUUAAAUGUAGCCCAAUUUAAUUCCAUGUUUUUCUUUUUUACCUUCUAAGGGUGAAAUCCACCAGGGUGUCUUUGUUUCUAAUCAUUCUUUAUAUUUUACCCAUACUCAUAUAGAUUGAUGGGGGGAAGGUGAUCAGUAUAUAGAUUGAUGAGGGUAAGGUGCCAGUCUAUAUGUUCAAGCUUACCUUUGCGUAUAUAUACAUGAUAACAGCACACAUAUGGGCACUCUAGAAGGAGAUUAACACCUACAGUUCUGGUACAGUGCCUGUCUCCUAUCAACUGAACUGAGUUGGACAACAUACACACUAACAGCCUUACAGUGCUUUAAAAGUUUAACACAAACAUUUAUUUGUGACCUGACAACUUACCCGGGGGUUACAUUCAUGGAAUCACACCUACAGCCCAAAUUGUGUAUAGUUAAAAGACACAGGAUUCAAGCGUGGGUGUGAUGGCCAAAGUUCUUUUUUGCAGAUGCCCGCAGACUUUCUUCUCAUUUUCCACCCCCUUAUCUUUUAAAAAUUUGUUUGCCAUGUGUGUGAAGCAAAAUGCACCUGAGUUAAAUGUACGUAGAUUGGGGACUUAUUUUAACACUAACACUAAGUAAUUUUUAUAUUACUCCAGUUCAUUAAGAAUGAUCAGGCUAAACUCCAAAAACGGUCACAUGGGAGGCAGGGGACGUAUAUGAAUUGCAUUUGGAAUGUGACCCUUUUUUUUCUUCCAGAUAUGAAUGACUGUUUCAGAUGCCCAGAAGACCAAUAUCCAAACAGAAACAAACAUGGAUGCAUCUCCAAAACGAUCACCUUUCUUUCUUAUGAAGAACCACUGGGGAUCAGCUUAGCCUCAAUAGCUCUUUCUUUCUCCAUUGUCACAACUUUAGUGUUAUUAGCUUUUGUGAAGCACAGAGACACCCCAAUUGUCAAAGCCAACAACCGAGACCUCACCUACACUCUCCUCAUCUCUCUACUGCUCUGCUUUCAGUCUUCUUUGUUAUUCCUUGGCAAACCAGGAGAAAUAACCUGCUUUCUCAGACAACCUGCUUUUGGCAUCAUCUUCUCCAUGGCUGUUUCUUGUGUGUUGGCCAAAACUAUCACUGUAGUUGUAGCUUUCAUGGCCACCAAACCAGGGUCCAGCCUGAGGAAGUGGGUGGGGAAAAGACUGGCCAACUCCAUUGUCCUUUCCUGCUCCCUCAUUCAAGCAAGUCUUUGCACUCUCUGGUUGGCCACUACUCCUCCAUUCCCAGAUUUAGACAUGCACUCACUAAUAGAAGAAAUCACUGUGCAAUGCAAUGAAGGGUCUGUGACUAUGUUUUCCUGUGUUUUGGGCUACUUGGGCCUCCUCGCUUUCUUCAGCUUCCUGUCAGCAUUCCUGGCCCGCAAAUUACCUGACAGUUUCAAUGAAGCCAAGUUCAUUACUUUCAGUAUGUUGCUGUUUUGCAGUGUUUGGCUGUGCUUUGUCCCUACCUAUCUGAGCACCAAAGGGAAAUACAUGGUGAUGGUGGAGAUCUUCUCCAUCUUGACCUCCAGUGCUGGGUUACUGGGCUGCAUCUUUGCCCCCAAAUGCUACAUUAUCAUUCUGAG